AUGAUGCGACAUAUCAAGAGUGACAAUAUAAGCAACGGGGAAACAGAUUCUACAACUGAUGCUGAAGAAUCUGAAUUACAGCCUACUAUUCCACCAAGUGCAGUACAAUUUUGGACAUUUCUCAUCUUCGAAAUACCUUCACUCGCUUGCACCAUCUUCCUUCUUUAUCAUCUUAUUCUUAAUAAGCGCCUACGUACUGCAUUACAUAAUCAUAUCGUCAUGAUUUUACUUUUUCUUACUCUGAUCAUCGAGAUAUUCGAUAAUCCACUGUAUAUAGAUGCCUAUCGUCUCGGUGGGAAUAUGAACUCUUUCGCUUUAACCCCUGGUAUUUGUUUGAUGUGGUGGUUUAUUGACGUUGGAUUCUAUGGUGCCAUAUCUGUACUUCUUGCAUGGGGAGCACUCGAACGACACAUUCUCGUGUUCCAUCACCAUCAGCUGCUUCGAACACGAAAACAACGUCUUUGGAUUCAUUAUUUUCCGUUGAGUAUUAUUUCUCUCUAUAUACUAGUGUUCUAUAUCAUUGUUAUAUUUUUCCCACCGUGUACAAACGUAUUUAAUCUCGAGUCGUUAGCAUGUGGAAUCACUCCAUGCUACGAGCAAGUACCGCUUUUGAAUUCGUGGGAUUAUUUGGGAAAUGGUAUUCUGUGCACAUUCAUUGAAACUGUAUGUAGUGUUGCACUUAUUGUACGAGUUCUUUGGCAGAAACGUCGCUUACAUCAGCCGAUGAAUUGGCGAAAACAUCGGAAAAUGGCAGUUCAGAUUCUCUCGAUUUCUUGUAUAUCGUUAACAAUCGUUUUCCCUCAAUCGUUAAUCAUCGUUAUUCAACAAGUUGGCGGACCGAGUAUGAGUAACUUCGGAGCAGGAGCGAUGCCAUACUUUUUUUAUUUGUACACCUUUGUCGUCUUUCUACUACCGUUCAUAUCACUCGGCUGUUUACCGGAACUAUGGCCAAAACUACUCUUCUUUUGGCCGAAUCGACCGUCUACAGUAGAUAUAAUAACACCGCCACAAGGAGCACUAGGCCCGUCGACAAUAGUGCGAUCGCGACGAACAUAA
Messenger RNA from Adineta ricciae, 1056 nucleotides. NCBI's taxonomy places the organism in Eukaryota, Metazoa, Rotifera, Eurotatoria, Adinetida, Adinetidae. The record is from the annotation of a GenBank genome assembly.